AGAGAGAGAGAGAAGCAAGAGAGAGACAGAGAGAGGCACAUAGAGAGAUAGGAGAGAGAAAGGGAACGACAGAGAUAGAGAGAGAGUCCGUUAAUUUCUGUUAGUAUAUAUGAAUGAGAGAGGGGCAACAAUGGUGUCCGACCAGGACAUAGCCGAAGCAUUGGAGUCUCUCCUUCGCGAAGCAAACCCUAACACCACCUUAACCUCCCUAAACGGUGUCGUUCAGCAGUUGGAGUCGAAGCUAGGGUUAGUCCUAACCCACAAGGUCGACUUCAUCCGUAACCAGAUCCAGCUCCUCCUCCGUCCUCAACCCACGCCGCCGCCACCGCCACAACACCACCACCUCCACCACCACCUCCACCCCCACCCUUCAAAAGACCAUUUUGCCCUCCAACAGAACCCUAAUUUCCACGCCGCUUCGUCCCAGCUGCCUCCCAAUUUCGCCCUCCAACGCCCCGACGAGUUCGGUUUCCGGCCACCGCAACCACAAGUGGUGUCGAAAACUGAAGCCUUCGUCACUGAUGUCGCCACCCCGGCCACCGCUGCACCCGACGCCCCUGCUGAAGCCCCCAAAGAGAGUGUUAAAACAGGAAAGAAAAGGAGAGGUGGACCAGGGGGUUUGAACAAACUUUGUGGUGUUUCACCAGAACUUCAGGCCAUUGUUGGCCAACCAGAAAUGCCAAGGACUGAGAUUGUGAAGCAGCUGUGGGCGUACAUAAGGAAAAACAAUCUUCAGGAUCCAAGUAAUAAAAGGAAGAUAAUUUGCAAUGAUGAGCUUCGUUUGGUAUUUGAGACUGACUGUACUGAUAUGUUCAAGAUGAAUAAGUUGCUAGCUAAACACAUUAUCCCUCUUGAGCCUACAAAACAAGUAGGUCAAAAUUCUAAGAAAUUGAAGGUAAAUGUGGAAUCUGGAACUGAAACUACUGAAUCUGUUCCAGUUGUGAUAAUAUCUGAAGCACUAGCAACUUUUUUUGGUACUGAUGGAAGGGAGAUGCUGCAAUCGGAAGUUCUAAGGCAUGUUUGGGAGUACAUAAAGGUCAAUCAACUGGAGGAUCCUCUAAAUGCUAUGGUAAUACAAUGUGAUGCAAAACUUCAAGAGCUGUUUGGAUGCCAAAGCAUUUCUGCACUGGGGAUAUCUGAGAUGUUAGCACGUCAUCAUCUAUUUAAGAGAUCGUGACAACUGAUCAUGCUGACUGAUAUAUGGUGUUCAUGCUAACUUUGUUUCGACGUUGUAUCAAAUACUUUCUGGGGGCAGUUCAUUUGGCUUCUCUGCUGUGAUUGCUUAGAUGUCAUGUUCUCUGCUUAACUGGGUAAGUUAUGACUAGAAUGAAAAUGUAUCAUGGAUACUGUGGAGUCUUAUGCUGUAGUUGACACCACAGUCCAAGGUCUAUGGUUAUCUUAUUUCGCAUCGUAGGAUACAUUUUCUGUUGGGAGUUUAUAUAACACUUGUAAAAUGCAGACCAUAGGAGAACAAGGGAAAUGUAAGAGAUAAUUAACUUUUUUGCUGGUCGCAAAAGACUAUAUUGACUUGAGAUCAGAAGAUUUGCAGCCUAUAAGUUGUAUGUCAAUUUUUAGGGUA
Messenger RNA from Cornus florida, 1579 nucleotides. Its product is annotated as formin-like protein 18. The record is from RefSeq and is a predicted model, not a curated record. The transcript is spliced from 6 exons. Lineage: Eukaryota; Viridiplantae; Streptophyta; Magnoliopsida; Cornales; Cornaceae. Gene Ontology annotation, cellular component: nucleus. The coding region runs from base 110 to 1177 and encodes 355 amino acids.